AUGGUGCGUUCCAAAGUGUUGGGAGGAGGGAAGUUUCCCACAUCCAAUGAGGUCAAAUGCAUUGGAGGGAAUGAGCCGGAGCCCGCCGCCAACUACAACAAUGGCGGCGUACAGGGCGCCAGUCCGAACCGCCGCCCCCCCCCCCCAAUGUGGACUUCGGGUUCCACACGGAUGAGGGGGGCUGUGCUGGACUCCGGCUGGGACAUGGUGGCCCUCCCACUCCUCUGGAACGCUCCGUGGGUCCUGUAUGGUUGUUGUGGGGACAGUCAUGUGACUGAGCGGCUCUUCUUCACAGAACGGUGUGGACCAGCAGACCAAAGGAUGAAGGACUCAUGUUACUACGGGGUGAGGAGGGGCUUCCACCCAGGCGUCUACAGGAGCUGGGUUGAUUGUAAAGCUCAGGUCCAUAGGUUUCCUUCAGCGUGUUUUAAGAAAUUUGCAUCGGAGGCAGAUGCCUGGGUGUUCGUUGAAGGUGUGGAAGCGUCUGCAGCUGCAUCCUCAAAAAACGUCCCAGACAUGUCCACCUUUCCAAACAGACGUCCGAAGCCUCAGGAGUACAUCCCUUUUGGUCAGAAGAGACGCUGCUCAGACAUGGAGGUGGAGACUCAGGGCAAGCGCCACAAAUGGGCGGAGCCGACCUCUCCACAGAACGCAGACAGCUUCACCUACAUGGGUGAUGCUGUGGUCGUUUACGCUGAUGGCUCCUGCUGGGCUGAUGGGAGGAGCUAUGCACGAGCCGGCAUCGGCGUUUACUGGGGCCGUAACCACCCACUAAAUGUUGCCGAGCGACUGGAAGGAGAACAAACCAGCCAGAGAGCAGAGAUCCAGGCAGUGUGCAGGGCUCUGGAACUGGCCCAGGAGAACCACAUCCAGAAGCUGGCCCUGUACACCGACAGCAAGUUCACAAUCGAUGGUGUGACUAAAUGGGUGAAGCACUGGAAGGUGAACGGGUGGAGGCUGGUAUCUGGAGGAGCCAUCACCAACAAAGACGACUUCAUGAAGCUGGACAGACUGACCACUCGGCUGGAUGUGGUCUGGGUGGACGUCCGUAGCCACGCUGGUCACCGUGGGAACGAAGAGGCGGACAGGUUGGCCAGAGAAGGAGCAGCAAAGCCUAUACACAUUCGAUGGGUGGUUUGA
Molecule: messenger RNA, 1140 nt
Organism: Sphaeramia orbicularis (orbiculate cardinalfish)
Lineage: Eukaryota; Metazoa; Chordata; Actinopteri; Kurtiformes; Apogonidae
Product: ribonuclease H1-like
Exons: 8
Coding region: 1-1140 (379 amino acids)
Biological process (GO): DNA replication, removal of RNA primer
Molecular function (GO): nucleic acid binding; RNA-DNA hybrid ribonuclease activity
Source: RefSeq, a predicted model, not a curated record